Molecule: messenger RNA, 1715 nt
Organism: Megalobrama amblycephala (Wuchang bream)
Lineage: Eukaryota; Metazoa; Chordata; Actinopteri; Cypriniformes; Xenocyprididae
Product: protein NYNRIN-like
Exons: 1
Coding region: 381-1715 (444 amino acids)
Biological process (GO): DNA integration
Molecular function (GO): nucleic acid binding
Source: RefSeq, a predicted model, not a curated record
CCCCACGACUGUACACAGGUAGUAGAGAUAAUGACGAAACCACGACUUGAUUUACAAGAUACACCUUUAUCCAAUCCUGAAUUGAUUUAUUAUGUGGAUGGGUCGUGUCUCCGGAAUCCACAUACGGGAUUGCUUUCAACUGCAUAUGCCAUUUGUACUAAAUUCGAGAUAGUUGAAACCCAAUGUUUACCUCAACAUCAUUCAGCUCAAGCAGCAGAACUUGUUGCACUCUCACGUGCAUGUGAAUUAGCUAAAGGCCGUUCUGUCACAAUAUAUACUGACUCACUUUUGGCGUCUGCCAUGACCAUGGAGCAGUAUGGAAGAACCGAGGUUUCCUUACUGCUAAUGGAAAACCCGUGGCACAUUCAAAAUUGAUUGAUAUGUUAUUGGAGAAUUUAUUGUUGCCAAAAGAAAUCGCUAUUUGUAAGUGCGCGGCUCAUAUGAAAAGUUCUGACGAAGUAUCAAAAGGUAAUAAUUUUGCCGAUUCCAUAGCGAGAAACACCGCACUGACAGGAUGCGCACCAACUGAAUUUAUAGGUUUUACAUCCCUCGCUACCGAUAGCACCCAGCUACCACCAUCAUUAAGCGAGGUUCAGAAACUGGGUAUUGACUGGGAGUUGAAAAUUUGGUCAGAGAGGGGUGUAAAAGAUGAUGAAGGUGUCUGGAGAGAUACCGAAACAGGUAAGCCAUUUCUGCCUAAACAGCUAUAUCCAAACUUUGCAAAUUGGGCUCAUGGGGUAGAUCAUGCCUCAAAAUUGGCUAUGAAUGAUUUGAUCAGUACUUCCUGGGUGGCUCCAGGAUUUACAGCAGUGGCAGAGAAGUUUUGCCAGAAAUGCCACAUCUGCGCAGCGAAUAAUGUGGGAAAGCAGAGUAAACGGAUUGUUCCCUCUGCUCACCCUGUACCAGAAUUUCCCUUCAAACAUGUCAUGAUGGAUUUCAUUGAAUUGACACCAUGUCAAGGGUAUAAGUAUUAUCUUGUAAUUGUUGAUAUGUUUUCAAAGUGGGUUGAGUGUUUCCCAAGCAGAAAAGCUGAUGCUGCGGCUGUAGCAAAAGCUCUAAUACGAGAGGUAGUUCCUAGAUGGGGAGUGCCUGGAAAAUUGUCUAGUGACAAUGGAACACAUUUUGUAAAUAAAGUUAUAACUGAAUUGGCAAGAGGAUUAAGAAUAAAUUUGAGAAAACAUUGCUCCUACAGGCCGGAAAGUGCAGGUGCAGCUGAGAGAGCUAACCAGACGAUAAAGAAUAAAUUGUGUAAAGUUAUGGCAGAAACUGGAAUGACAUGGGUCCAAGCCUUACCCAUUGUUUUGAUGGCCAUGAGAGCCCGAAAAGGGACAAGAACAGCCCUCAGCCCACAUGAAAUUCUUACAGGUCGUCCCAUGCGAGUAGGAAUUGAACCUCCUCCCCAGGAGGGUUUGGCGGGGGUAGAUGAGCAAAUGAGAAAAUAUAUGUUAUCCUUAACCAAAACUAUCAAAACAAUCCAUUCGCAGGUUAAAGCUGCUCUGCCAGUUCCAGGUGUUGGACCCCAGCACUCUUACGAGCCAGGACAGUGGGUCUGGAUCAAAGAUCUCAGGCGAAAGGCGUGGAACAACCCAAGGUGGCUAGGGCCAUACGAGAUCAUUCUAACAACAAACACCGCAAUCAAGGUCGCUGAACGUGACACCUGGGUUCACGUGUCGCAUUGUAAGCCCCACCAACACGCAGAUUCAAGCCAAAAGUAG